Rosa chinensis is the source of this 831-nucleotide messenger RNA. RefSeq lists its product as uncharacterized. Gene Ontology annotation, cellular component: chloroplast. The record is from RefSeq and is a predicted model, not a curated record. The transcript is spliced from 2 exons. NCBI's taxonomy places the organism in Eukaryota, Viridiplantae, Streptophyta, Magnoliopsida, Rosales, Rosaceae. The coding region runs from base 86 to 637 and encodes 183 amino acids.
CCCACACCUUAUCUUUAAGCAUCAAAACGCUGCAAUUUUCUGAGACCCUAGCCUCUUGUGUAUAGUACAGUCCAAUUUCCUUGCAAUGUUGAAGCACUUCCAAUUGGGAAAUUGGACUAUGCUGGUCUCUCCCCCAGCUACAUUACCAUGUUUUCCUAAGGUUACCUCCUUUGAAUCUGAAAACAGAUGUUCCAGAACAUGCUUUACCUUCAAAGCAGCUUUGAACAAUGUCUUCAACCCACGAGUCUACUCGAGCAUUCGUUGUGCUGCAAGACGAAGGGUGAGAUAUGAUGACGAUGAUGAUGGGGAUGGAGAUGAAGAGAAUGAGGAGAAUAACAAGGAGAUAGCAUUGUUGGAGCUGUAUAGUCAGAGUGUGAGAGGAGAAGCACUUAUUGUUCACGCAAUGGUGGAUGACCAGCCAGUGGAAGUGCUUGUCUUCAAGGGGUUCUCUUCAUGCUUGAGUUACAAGACUUCACCAGACCCAUCAAAAAGCAUACUUCCAGCAAGAGCAGUGAUAGAGAGUAUAGACAGGGUGAGAGGACCUUUUGACCCUUCAAACAUAGAGUACUUGCAGAAAGACCUAAGCUGGAAAGUGUUCAAGAGCAAUCUACCACCCAACUUCCAAAUGUAUAUAUAGUUAGACCACCCAACUUCCAAAUGUAUAUAUAGUUAGAGUGACAUAUACAAGAGCUUUUAGUCUUAUAUAUUAGUCUCAUAUACCCAUUUAGAAAUAUGCAGGUGCAAGACUUGUAGAUGGUGAAUCUCAUUGGGUUGAUUGGUCAUUGUGAUUUGUCAUGAAAAUGAAGAUGAAAUACUGAUUUUGUCUAUUAA